AACAACUUGUGUCUCAAAUGUUAAGAUUUUCAUGUUUUUUGUGGUGUGGGCCAUGUUAUGUGAGUUCCAAUAUCAGCCAGGGAGUUUCUUCUGAUGAAGGACUGAUGGAACCAAUCGACUAAUGUGUUGAAUUCUUCAUCAGAUCACUGGAUACGGCGCGUCAAUUUUGGGCAAGUAGUCGGCCCGAGUCGGCCUCCUUUCCUUUGCGACAAGUAACGACACCGCCACAACACACAAGGUUUUUCAAUAAUGGCUUCGAGUGAUGGACUCGUCGAUGUCCGAGGAAAUGUUCAAGAAGUUGAGUAUCAGAUCAAGGAUCCUCUCGAAUGCAAAGUGUGUGGUAUGACAUUCAAUGAAAAAAGACAUCUAAGACGCCAUCUUCGAUACCAUUCGGAGCAGAAGCGUUCUGCGUGUACUAUUUCCAAAAAAGCAAUUUGUAAAGCCAGUCUUAAGACACAUCUUCUGAUCCAUACUGGCGAGAAGUCUUUUGAAUGCACAAUUUGCAACAAGACGUUUGGCAACUCAAGUACUCUCAGGACGCAUCUUCAAACCCAUACUGGUGAGAAGCCUUUUGAAUGCUCGAUUUGCAACAAAAUGUUUGGCAGAACUUCUGACCUCAAAACACAUCUUCGAAUCCAUACUGGUGAGAAGUCUUUUGAAUGCACAAUUUGCAACAAGACGUUUGGCCACUCAAGUACUCUCAAGAGGCAUCUUCGAACCCACACUGGUGAGAAGCCUUUUGAAUGCUCGAUUUGCAACAAGACGUUUGGCCACUUAAGUACUCUCAAGAGGCAUCUUCGAACCCACACUGGUGAGAAGCCUUUUGAAUGCUCGAUUUGCAACAAGACGUUUGGCCACUCAAGUACUCUCAAGAGGCAUCUCCGAACCCACACUGGUGAGAAGCCUUUUGAAUGCUCGAUUUGCAACAAGACUUUUCGCCAAGCUUCUUCUCUCAAGACGCAUCUUCGAAUCCAUACUGGUGAGAAGUCUUUUGAAUGCACAAUUUGCAACAAGACGUUUGGCCACUCAAGAACUCUCACGAGGCAUCUUCAAACCCACACUGGUGAGAAGCCUUUUGAAUGCUCGAUUUGCAACAAGACUUUUCGCCAAGCUGCUCAUCUCAAAACACAUCUUCGAACCCAUACUGGUGAGAAGCCUUUUAAAUGCUCAAUUUGUAAGAAGACGUUUAGCCACUCUUGUACUCUCGAGGUCCAUCGACGAAGUCAUACCGGUGAGAAGCCUUUUGAAUGCAAAAUUUGCAACAAGAGGUUUGGCCACUCAAGUACUCUCAAGACGCAUCUUCAAACCCAUACUGCUGAGAAGCCUUUUGAAUGUUUGAUUUGCAACAAAAUGUUUGGCAGAACUUCUGACCUCAAAACACAUCUUCGAAUCCAUGCUGGUGACAAGUCUUUUGAAUGCACAAUUUGCAACAAGACGUUUUGCCAAGCUGGUUAUCUCAAGGAACAUCUUCGAAGCCAUACUGGUGAGAAGCCUUUUGAAUGCUCGAUUUGCAACAAAAUGUUUGGCAGAACUUCUGAGCUCAAAACACAUCUUCGAACCCAUACUGGUGAGAAGCCUUUUAAAUGCUCAAUUUGUAAGAAGACGUUUAGCCACUCUUGUACUCUCGAGGUGCAUCGACGAAGUCAUACCGGUGAGAAGCCUUUUGGAUGCUCGAUUUGCAACAAGACGUUUGGCAUCUCAAGUACUCUCAGGACGCAUCUUCGAACCCAUACUGGUGAGAAGCCUUUUAAAUGCUCAAUUUGUAAGAAGACGUUUAGCCACUCUUGUACUCUCGAGGUGCAUCGACGAAGUCAUACUGGUGAGAAGCCUUUUGAAUGCUCGAUUUGCAACAAGACUUUUCGCCAAAUUGCUCAUCUCAAGACGCAUCUUCGAAUCCAUACUGGUGAGAAGUCUUUUGAAUGCACAAUUUGCAACAAGACGUUUCGCCUAGCUGGUCAUCUCAAGACGCAUCUUCGAAUCCAUACUGGUGAGAAGCCUUUUGAAUGUUCGAUUUGCAAGAAGACUUUUCGCCAAGCUGCUCAUCUCAAGACACAUCUUCGAACCUAUUCUGAUGAGAAGCCUUACGAGUGUGUAGUUUGCAAUAAGAAGUUCACACAUGUACAUCUUUUAAAAAUCCAUGGCCGAAGUCAUACCGUGGAAAAGCCUUUCAGGUGCACAGAGUGCGGUAAAUCGUUCAGUCAGCGGAAUUCUCUGAUGGCACAUCUUUAUACUUAUUUACAGGAAUAAACAUUUUAGUGCACUGUGUGCAAUAAGAGGUGCUCUCAAGCAGGUGAUCUCGGGGUACAUAUCCGAACACUCACUGGUAAGAGCGAGGGGUUACCCACUCCGGGAAUCGUGUGUACACUCAGUCCAGGAAUCGUUCGUAAUUUGCUCAAAAUUUUAUCGAAAAUCUUAAAAAUUUCAAUGGAGAGGGAUAUGUAAUAGAAUCAGAAGGUAAGAACACUCAGAAGGUAAGAAAAAUCUUCAAAAACCUCUCCUUUUAUGCAAGAUUGGUUCAGGAAUCGCGGGAAUCCGGAAUCGUGUGUACGCCCAAGUACCGAGUGGGUAACCCCUCGGGUAAGAGGCCUUUCGAGGGCUCACUUUGUAAAAGAAUGUUUAUACUUCAGGUGGCCUUCGGUUGCACCUUUUAACCCAUAUUGCCGC
Molecule: messenger RNA, 2664 nt
Organism: Thrips palmi
Lineage: Eukaryota; Metazoa; Arthropoda; Insecta; Thysanoptera; Thripidae
Product: zinc finger protein 26-like
Exons: 3
Coding region: 250-2247 (665 amino acids)
Cellular component (GO): nucleus
Molecular function (GO): nucleic acid binding; zinc ion binding
Source: RefSeq, a predicted model, not a curated record